This is a messenger RNA of Apiotrichum porosum, 3000 nucleotides long. It is a transcript of the gene DIS3, whose product is annotated as exosome catalytic subunit dis3. The transcript has 5 exons. The coding region runs from base 1 to 3000 and encodes 999 amino acids. The record is from RefSeq and is a predicted model, not a curated record. Lineage: Eukaryota; Fungi; Basidiomycota; Tremellomycetes; Trichosporonales; Trichosporonaceae. Gene Ontology annotation, biological process: rRNA catabolic process. Gene Ontology annotation, molecular function: 3'-5'-RNA exonuclease activity; endonuclease activity; RNA binding. Gene Ontology annotation, cellular component: nuclear exosome (RNase complex); cytoplasmic exosome (RNase complex).
AUGGCAGCAACAGCAACAGCUGCCUCGACCUCGGCAAUCCCCGAGAUUACCAUUCUCAAGCGCCACCGCGAAGAUUUGCCGCUGGCCCAGAACAAGUUCCUCAAGAAGACAGCAAAGGGCAAGGUCCUCCAGUUCCUUCGUGAACGCUACGUCCGUGACGACAUUCCCUGUGGUUUUUCUGCGUGCGCUCUCUGUAAUGAGUUCCCGGGCUACCGCGCCGUGCUUCCCCAGCGCGGCUACGCGCGCCAUUCCAAGUUCACUGGCAAGAAUGGCCACUGGCUCGUGAUUGACACCAACGUUGUGCUCCACCAGAUGGACUUGUUGACGGCGCUGCCGCCCCAGCUUCCCAUUAUUGUUCCCUCCACCGUCAUCCGCGAGACGCGCCACCGCUCCCUGCCCUUGUUCAACCGCCUGCAGCAGCUCGUCCUGGACGAGGACCGCUGUGUGUGGGUGUGGUGGAACGAGGAGAGGCGUGAGACUGCGACAUUUGGUGUUGAGGAGAAUGAAGUGGUCAACGACCGCAACGAUAGGGCAAUCCGCCAGACUCUCCACUUCUACCCCAAGCACCUGUCCGAGUCGGCCCAUGAGGCACCCGACCUUAUCCUCCUUACCGAUGACCGUCGGAACCGCGAGCUCGCAAAUGCCGAGGGUCUCAUUGCCACCAGUACCCGUGACUAUGUCGACGGCCUCCAAGGCGAGGUUCGCGACCGCCUCGUCGACCUUGUUGUUGGUGGUGUCGAUGAACGCGAGCCGACCGACCGUCGCGCAAGGCGCAUUUACGAUGAGGAGACGUUGAACGUUGGUGUCAAGAGCGGACGUUUCCUCCAGGGCCAUUUCAAUGCCGACCAGUACAACUACUUGGAGGGCACUGUCCGUUGCCACGGCAUGAGCAAGCCUGUUCUCCUCGUCGGUCGCCAGGCCAUGAACCGUUCGGUGGACGGUGACCUCGUUGCUGUUGAGCUCCUUCCCAAGGAGGAGUGGAAGGCGCCAGGCGAUGAGGUUCUUGACCAGGACAUUGCGCUCAAGGACGACGAUGUCGAGGGUGACGAGGGCGCUGAUAGCGAGGCUAUCAAGGAGAAGGAGGAGCGCAUGGAUACCGCCGAGGUCACCAAGAAGGCCCCCAAGGAGGUCCUCCCCACCGGCCGUGUGGUCGGCAUCAUGAAGCGCAACUGGCGUGCGUACGUCUGCCACAUUGACCGCUCGUCGCUCUCCGAGGCCGCCCUCACCUCGCUCUCGCAGCAGACCAUCUUUGCCACUCCCCUCUCGCGCGCUCUGCCUCGCAUCAGGUUGCGCACUCGCCAGGCCCCGGCUCUUCUUGACCAGAAGAUUCUCGUCAACAUUGACUCGUGGUCGGUCAACUCGCGUUACCCCGACGGCCACUUUGUCCGUGCCCUGGGCAAGGUUGAGAGCAAGGAGGCCGAGCAAGAGUCGCUCCUCCUCGAGUAUGAGGUUCCCUACCGUCCCUUUGGCAAGGCCAUCCUUAACUGUCUCCCCAAGGAGGGCGACAGCUGGGUGGUCCCGGAGAAGAAGCCCGAGAACCUCGAGUGGCGCGACCGCGAGGACCUGCGUGAUCUUCUCAUCUGCAGUAUCGACCCCCCAGGAUGCCAGGACAUUGACGACGCCCUCCACGCCCGUGUGCUGCCCAACGGCAACAUUGAGGCCGGUGUGCACAUUGCCGACGUCUCGCACUUUGUCCACGCGGACAACCCCAUGGACUCGGAGGCCGCUUCGCGUGGUACGACCGUCUACCUCGUUGACAAGCGUAUCGAUAUGCUUCCCGAGCUUCUCGGUACCAACCUGUGCUCGCUUCGUCCGUUCGUGGAGCGCUUGGCGUUCUCCGUCAUUUGGGAACUCUCGCCUGAUGCCAAGAUUGUCAAUGUGCGCUUCACAAAGUCGGUCAUUGCGUCCAAGGAGGCCUUUACCUACGCCGCUGCUCAGCAGCGCAAGGACGACAAGGCGUUGAAGGACCCCCUCACCGACUCUAUCCGUCUGCUCAACAGCCUCGCCAUCAAGCUCAAGGCCGGGCGCAUUGCCGCGGGAGCGCUGUCUCUGUCAUCGCCCGAGCUCAAGAUCCACCUGAACUCGACCGAGUCGACCGCGCCCAUCGACGUUGAGCAGAAGGAGCAGCUCGAGACCAACUCGCUUGUCGAGGAGUUUAUGCUUCUCGCCAACAUUAGUGUCGCCAGGAAGAUCCAGGAGGCGUACCCGGCCACUGCAGUUCUGCGUCGCCACGCCCCGCCUCCCAAGACCAACUUUGAGGCGCUGCAGGACAUUCUCCAGAAGCGCAAGGGCAUGACUCUAGAUGUGUCGAGCUCCAAGGCACUCGCCGACUCGCUCGACCUGUGCAUCGACCCCGAGCUGCCCGAGUUCAACACCCUCGUGCGUAUCAUGGCCACGCGCUGCAUGCUUGCUGCCGAGUACUUUGGCUCUGGCAGCGUGUCCAAGGAGGCAUAUGGACACUACGGUCUUGCAUCUGAGAUUUACACCCAUUUCACUUCGCCCAUUCGUCGUUACGCCGACGUCCUCGUCCAUCGCCAGCUGUCCGCCGCCAUCAACUACACGCCUCUGCACCCGACGCUCCAGUCCAAGCAGCACGUCGAGCGCGCGCUCAACGUCGUCAACAAGCGCCACCGCCUGGCGCAGAUGGCGUCCCGCGCCUCGGUCGAGUUUUACGUCGGCCUCGCACUCAAGUCGCGUACCGAGGGUACGACCAACAACGCCGUCCGCGAGGAGGCGUUUGUCAUCAGGACGUUCCGUAACGGUCUGGCCGUGUUUGUGUCCAAGCUCGGUCUCGAGGGUCUCAUCACUUUCAAGCACGACACGCACGAGUUUGACCCCGAAAACUACCUCAUCAACGUGCCCACGCCCAACGGUGGCUCCAAGCAGAUUGCGGUGUUUGACCGUGUCAAGGUGGAUAUCUCGAUUGAGAAGGACCCCAACACCCAGCGUGGAAAGGUGGUCAUGACGCUUGUGGAGCCUGUUAGCUCUGUGGGCCUUUAG